Messenger RNA from Falco peregrinus (peregrine falcon), 9009 nucleotides. RefSeq names its product aryl hydrocarbon receptor. Gene Ontology annotation, cellular component: nucleus; aryl hydrocarbon receptor complex. Gene Ontology annotation, biological process: regulation of transcription by RNA polymerase II. Lineage: Eukaryota; Metazoa; Chordata; Aves; Falconiformes; Falconidae. The record is from RefSeq and is a predicted model, not a curated record. Bases 3971 to 7024 code for a protein of 1017 amino acids. Gene Ontology annotation, molecular function: nuclear receptor activity; protein dimerization activity; transcription cis-regulatory region binding. The transcript has 9 exons.
UGGUGGUGGGGAUGGGAGCAGCUGGAGAAGCGAAGGGGAUGGGGGGACAGCGUGCUUGGGCUGCUCUGUUUUAAUUAGGGUUAAUUGGAGCUAAUGCUUUGUAGGCUCUGGCAUGCUGGUGAAAAAAUAAAAAUCCCGAUGGAAUUUAUCCUGCAUCCCCCGUGUUGCUGGGGGGGUGGGCUCGCCGGGGAGUUUGAGAUGCCCAUUUUGAUGCUCAGCUCUCCUCCGGUUUGAGUUGCAGGGCCAGCGUAAAUCAAAUGCACAGCAACUACUAUUUACCAAAAGAUUGCUGUUCCUCAAUAAUUAAUUAGCAUGCUGUUCGAUAGCUGCUGCAUAACGGCCCCCCCACCCCACCCCCGAUGUGUUGCUGGAGUUGCCUGGCUGUGGGACCCUCAUGCCUCCCCCAUACUGGCUCUGGAGCUGCAUCAGCCUGUUUACCUCAGGUUCCCAGGUGUACGGGAGAUAAGGGGGUGUAUAGCUCUGGGAGGCAGAUGAGCUGAGCCCAAGCCUGGGGUGAAGGAAGGAGCAUCAGUGUUAUAAAUCUAUGGUAAGAAGGUGAGCCAGAGCCUCUCUUAAGUGGUUAUUAGGGAGCCUUAAAAAAGUGUGAAAACGCAAAGGGUGGUUGUUGUGCUUCAAACCUUUCUCCUGCUCACCUCGAAGUAGUGGUUCCAGCCCCGUGGUGAGGCUGGUGUGGCCAGACUGAGAGUUUGGGCUGGAUUUGUGUGGUUCAGGGUGUGGGAGAAGAUGUCUUUUUGGAGCAGGAGGGACCUCAGUCCCUGGCACCGCAGGGCCAGCCUUGGGAAUCAGAAGAGAUGAUUUCCUCUGUGACGGAGCACUUCUUGUGGCAGGGUCUUGCUGGGAGAGGCCAAGGGGAGCAGGGCAAAGGGCAGUGGGAUGUGCAGCCAGCCAGGCUGGGAGGGAAGGGUGAGGUUAGGGAGCUCUCUGGCCCCUUUACAGUUUGUCCAGAGCUUUUUACUUAUUAAAAAAAUUAAUAAAAAUUUGGAGACAGUAUAUUAGCUCAGGCAACUUCAGCUGUUGUUAAUAGUAUCACUUGGCACUUGCCAGCUUGCAAAAGUGAUAAACUUCCUGCUGGGUGCCCCGUUCAAAGGGCAGCUGGGGAAAAAUAACACUGCAGCAGCGGCACAGCCUUUGCCCCGCUGGGAGCUGAGCUUUCCCUGCAGCUCCGCGCUGGCCCGUCUAAGCAGGGUCAGCAGCUUUUCUCAGCAGUUUUUCUCAGCAGCUUCACGGUGGACUCCAUGGCACGGCCGUGCGGAGCUUUGCACCGUACCCAGUUCAUAAUGUGCUGCGUUAGGGCUCCUGCAAACAGAAUGGGGGCUCAGACCUCUUUCAAAUGCCUUUUCCUUGCUUCUUGUGUAGGUGUUCAGCUGCUUUGUUGAAUGGCAGGGCUCGGUGCAUUGUGCUGGGGGAGCAGCACUCCUGGGACAGCCUUGCACGGUGCACAGUGCGUUGCCCUGUGAAGAGGGGGCAGCUGGAUAGUGAGGAUGGAGGCAGUCCCAAAGGCAGGGAAUUUAAACAGGCUUUAAACAACUAGACCAAGCUUCGCUGUUUCUGUGAGCAGUGGGAAACGUUUCCUGCAGGGCUUACCUGUGCAGAUUCUCUGGUGGCUAAUAAUGUGGUUGUGCUCAAGUCAAUACCUCAAGUGUGCAUGAUGGGUGCUGGCAGUUCUCCUGGCCCUGCCUGCUGGCUUGCAUGGAGCUCCUGGGAACUUCAUAACUGCGCGGCAGAGUGUGAACAGAUUUGUUAGCUAUGAGCACCUGGAAGCUGUUUUGCUGUGGCAUCCAUGAGGAUGAAGAACUGUGAAGCCUCCAGCCCCAGGAGUGCCUGGGCACAGGGUACAGCAGCGUGCCUAUGGGAACAGCCUGUCAACAGAGCCACCCGGCAUCGCCAGAGCCAUUUUCCUCUUCAUCUUUCUUCUUCAUCAUCACCCCUCUCCAAGGGUGGCCCUGAAACACCCUAUGUGCUGCAGGGACACGCAGGAACAGAGAUGUUGCGGUGUCCUCCUUUAACCAUGUGGCACUUUGCUGCUGGCUGUGUCACCUCAGGUGUCUCAGCCAGAGCAUUUUCAGUGCUUGGUCAAAAUUUCCAAGGGACCCCAUUAGACCUCUGUGUUUUACCCACUGCCAUACAGAGCAGCACUCCUUGCUCAUGUCCAGUCUCAUUUUUACUUCUUACUGGCUGUUUGUGGACUAGAUUUGGAUAGUGAGUGGGCAGAGGACUUUUCUUUAAAGGAUGUCUGAGUAAACUCAGAAUAACUUUCUUUGCCUCUCUUUCUUUUUUUUUUUCUUUUUUUUUUUUUUUUAAUCAGAGACAGAGUCAUAUCAAAGUAAAACUAUUUAAUUUUUUCCUUCCUGAUGAGUGACUGUGUUUUCAAAAGUGUUGAAGCCACACUGAGUACAUAAAAACACUGGUGCCAGUGUGUUUUGCCCAGCUUGUAUGGGCAGGUUUGGUGAUGAGUUGUGCCCAUCCUCUUUGAGAAGCAGGGUAUAUCCCUUCUGACGCUGAUGUUACAAAACAGCACGACUGAGCUUUUCUGGAAAAAUACUACAAUUUUCCAUUCAUGCUUGGAAGACCCCUUUGUAGCUCUGUGCAAUGAACAUUCCACAGGCACCUCACUGCCUUUCAUUUAAUGCUCAUUUCCUCUCGUGUCACACAUGCGAGCAGCCCUGCCAGACAAGAUUUGAGAGCGAUAGUAGAGGGGAAAGCUUAAAUUGCUGCUAAAUACUGGCAGAUCCUGUUAUCCAAAGCUACUCUGUGAAGCAAGGAUGCCUGCAGAAAGGGAGUUUGUGGUUAGACAAAUUACGUCAAAACAGCAUGAGCUGCAUGUUAGGGGAUGCAGUCGAACCAAAUGGGGGGGAGGGGGGGCAGGUCCAAAGGGUUUUUCUUCAAUUUAGAAAAUUCAAAUUGGCAUUAAAAACCACAGGAGACAAGGUGACAUCCAGGACUCAUUAAAGUUGUUAACUAACCUCUUACCGCUGUAGCAUGUGAAAUAACUGCAGCUGAUAGAGACAGGUCCCCGUUGUCAGCUUCAGACAGACAAGAGCUGCUCUUGUGGACCCUGCUCCUGCAGACUGAGGGUUGGUCCCAGAGCCUAGGUUUGGUGCCAGGUUGGAAAUUAGGUUGGAAAUGCCUACCUGAAAGGAUGAGAAAUCAGCAUAUUGAAAGAAAAAAAAUUUCUAAAAAUCUACUAUUUUUUUUUUUUUUAAAAAGGCUGUUUUGUAAGUGCGGUGCCUGAAACCACCCAAUGCAGUAUCUUUGUCCUGUCACUAACUUUCACAUGUGCUCCUCUUGGUAAUAUUCAUAAUUAAGGCAAUGGAUCCAAGCUCUGAGCAGUCAGAGGAAACUUAAAAGAAGCUAAUUGAAAUAAAUUCAAAUAAAAAUAAAAAAUCUCUUUUUGCACCUUCCUGCUUUCCAUUCUUGCUAUUUAAUGUGCUCAUUGCCAAGACCUGGCUGAGAGCUGCUCAGUCCUGGGCAGGUGGAACAGCUGAUGUGAAUCUCCUGAGCAAUUCAAGGUAAGUGCUUUCUGUGGUGAGGACCUGGUGUGAGCACGUGGAGCGCGGCCAGGGAGAGACCCACUGCGUGGGAAAGGUAUGGGAUGAGGGAGAAGAGGAGAAAGGGCGGAGAGAGCAGAGUGUGGGUGGAAAAGUCUAACCAGACCUCCAAGAGAUGCUCCGAUGGUGUGUAGGUCUCUGCCCUCAGUGUCCCUUUCCCUGCCAGGGCUCAGCAGCAGGAGCAAGAAAGGGAGCAAGGCUGCAGUAUCCAGCUGAGCUGUCUCAGCCAGGCUGCACAUUAAGGUGCCCCUCUGAGGAUCACCCCACACUCCAGCUGGAGAACAUCAUGCCUGGGGCUGCACAAGGUGGCCAGCUGGGAUGGCCAUGUCUCCUCCUGCCAUUGCUUUGUGGGCUUGCUGGAGCUUGCUCUUGCUGCCCCACGGCCUUACCUUGGCCACCUGAUGUUUUACUGUUGUGGCUGCACGGAAGUCAAUGCUGGAUUUGGAAAGAACCUGUCAGACAGGCCCUGUUUGGUUAAACUCUCUUUUGCCUCUUCCAGCCCCAAACCACCACCCCCUGAGGGUGUGAAGUCCAACCCCUCCAAGCGGCAUCGAGACCGGCUCAACCAGGAGCUGAGCAAGCUGAUGGGUUUGCUGCCCUUCCCUGAAGAUGUGCGCACCAGGCUUGAUAAACUCUCCAUCUUACGGUUGACUGUCGGAUACCUGAAGGUGAAGAGCUACUUGAUGGCCACAGCUACAAACACUGGUGACCGCAUGCUGGAUCAGCCCAGGGGCCCAGGAGGGAACAGUUGGACUGACCCACAGGUCGACAGGGAGCUGUUUCCUGAGGGGGAACUGCUGCUCCAGGCACUCAAUGGAUUUGUCAUCGCCGUGACAGGAGAUGGCUACAUCUUCUACAUCUCCCCUACUGUGCAGGACUACCUGGGCUUUCAUCAGUCGGAUCUCAUCUACCAGAGCGUGUAUGAGCUGAUCCAUACGGACGACAGAGCUGCCUUCCGCCACCAGCUGCACAGAGCCCCGGUGCCUGGCAGCACCCAGCCUGCUGAUGAUGAUGCCUCUCCCAGCGAGCAGCCGCUGCUGGCUGGAUGCAGCGCUGUGUCCAGCCCCCAGCACCUCCAUCCUGAGAAGCCCUCCUUUGUGGAGAGGAGCUUCACCUGCCGCUUCCGCUGCUUGCUGGAUAACUCCUCGGGAUUUCUGGCCUUGAAUUUCCGCGGGCGCUUGAAAUUCCUUCUGGGGCAGCAGAAGUCAGCAUUGGACAAGUCACCGCUUGCUCUCUUCGCCGUCGCGACUCUCCUCCAGCCGCUCUCCAUCCUGGAGCUUCGGACCAAGAUGCUGAUCUUCCAGACAAAGCACAAGCUGGACUUCACUCCCGUGGCCUGUGAUUCCCGGGGGAAGGUUGUCCUGGGGUACACGGAAACGGAGCUGUGCAGGAGGGGGUCCGGGUACCAGUUUGUGCACGUGGCUGACAUGAUGCACUGUGCGGAGAACCACGUGAGAAUGAUGAAGACAGGGGAGAGCGGGCUGACGGUUUUCCGGCUGCUGACCAAGAAAGGUGGCUGGGUGUGGGUGCAGGCCAAUGCCCGGCUGGUGUACAAAGCAGGCAAACCCGACUGCAUCAUUGCCCGGCAGCGAGCCCUGUCGAAUGAAGAAGGGGAGGAACAUCUGCGGAAGAGAAACCUGCAGCUGCCUUUUAGCUUUGCCACGGGGGAAGCAGUCUUGUACGGGAAUGACCUUCCCGAAUUCCUGGACUCCUUCCAGGCUAAGGAGGAGUUGCAGACACAAGCAAACUCGCACUCAAAGCAGCGCUCAGUAGACCCCAACUCUCUUCUUGGGGCCAUGAUGAAGCAAGAUGCAUCCAUAUACAUCUCCCACACUGAUGUGCCUCAGUUCUCCUUGCCAGAUGUCAUUGCUGAGCCCACUGGACUGAGCCAGAAUGAGGAAGCUGGUGAUGCCAGAGAGCACAGCGACUCCCUCCUGGUUGUUAUAGAAACACUCUUUGAGAAGAGCAAGGUGAAUGGAAACAUCUGCCAGACCCUCCAGAGCCUCAACGUGGACAAUGCAGAACUGCAGCGCUGGGAGGAGGCUCUGCUCAGCUUGGGUGCAGAGGAGCCGCCAGCUCAGGAGGGUGGCGAGAGGCUGGCCACCGAGGUGGUGCCCUAUGAGGAGCAGAUGCUCCUCAGUGAGGAUGCUGGGAAGAGCAUGGACUUCCCGCACUGCCGUGCAUCACUCUGCGAUGAGGAAAACAGUGCUGCGGCUCAUUUCCAGCACUGCCGGGCAAUGAAUUCAGCUUUUCAAGGCCCACCACAGCCCCAGGCACCUGGUGCACAAGGCCAAGAUGCUGUGGUCUCUCUAGUCUCCAUUACAUCUGAGGUCAGCACUGCUCAGCCAGAACAGCAGGUCCUGUUUCACUCAGCCAGGCUGAUGGGGGGAACUGUUCUGGAUGUCCUGGUCUCCAGCAGCAAGUCCUCUGUAGCACUUCAGCUGGCAAACCCGGGACAAGUGCUUCAGGCAGAGGUUGCUACCUCUGCUCCUGUAGAUAACACUAUUCCUAAUGAUCAGAGCCAGCCCGGGUGCAAGCUGGUGGGCUCAAGCUGCCCACCUCCGUUGCACUCAAACACGCUGGUGACUCAGUGGCACAGUGUCCUGGUCCAGGCAAACCCAGCUAAUGCUUUGGGCCAGAGUGCUUCUCCUGGAUGUUGCCCACCAGAGGCCUGGAUGGCCGUAGCUCCGAAGCAGCUGGAAGUGUCAGGAACGCACAUGGGUUCACAAACUCUGCUGGCUGGCAGCCCCGAGAGCUCCCUGGGGGCUGGGCUGUGGUUACUGCCCUCCCAGCCUGCUCCUUGCCCUGCACAGGGCUUGCAUGAAUCCUUGUUCUCUGGGGCUGGGGACCUCUGUGAUGAGGAGGCUGUUCUCCCUGCACGAGCAUCAGCACCCUUAGGAGUCAGCCAGCUGUCAGGGGAUGGUGGCAUCCCCAAACAGCCGCUCAUACCCCACCUAGAGCCCAGCAUUUCCUGGGCAGGGGAGCAGGCAGCGCUCCGAGAGGACAAGCGGCUCACGCAGCGCCAGCCGUGGCUGCUGCAGGCUGGGGCAGCUCCUCAGAGAUGCAGCGGGGCAGGUUCAGUGCAACACAGCGGGCUCCUGCUGGGGUCCAACACGGGUCCCAGCACCCACCAGCUGGACCACAUUGUGCUGCCUGAGUGCCAGUAUAGAAGUAGCCUUUUUGAGAGCAGCUUUCUUAGGGAUGCUGCUAAAAUAUCCCUUCCCCAGCAGCUGGGUGCUUUGCCUUGCCUCAGUGAGAGCCACCGUGGAGCAUCAUGUUCCUCACCAGGCUCAGUUUUGAGGUGCCCAGCAGCUCUCCCUGCAAAGGUGGGUGCAGAAGCACUGCCCUCCUCUGAGCGGGGCCCUGGCUUCCCAUCAGCAUCCUUUGCCGGCGGGCAGCCACGCUGCGCCUGCGAGGUCCAGCCCAAGGUGAGGUGUGAGGGCUGCAGGACCUGAGGGGUGCACCAGCUCGCAUGGAUGGAGGGAGGGGUGGUGCCAGGGGAAUGCAGGCACAGCAUCGUUCGUGGGCAGCCUGGUUUGAAGCCUUACUGUGAACUAGGAGCCACGUUUUGAAAACCCACCUGCAAUUACGAGCUCUUCUGGCCGUGCACAUCUGUGAGUGGUGCUCCAUGCUUCUUGGUUGUUCAGGAUUUUUUCUUCCAGUGCCUGAAACGAGGUGCCCUAGCAGAGCUUUCAGGCAGUCUAGGAUGAAGUAAUUUAUUGGGUUUUUUGUCUUUUGGUUUUGGGGUUUUUUUUCCUAUGAUACUUUCAGGGAGACGCAGCCAUGCCCGUGGGGAGGUUUCUCAGACUCGGGGUCCGAGGAAGGACCCUGCUUGCUGGCCUGCGCACUCAUUGCAGCCUCUUGCAGAUGGACCUGCUGCCUUACAGGUGUGUAGCACUGAAUUGCUGUUUCUCAAUGCAGCAUGGUCUCCUCAUCACCUGUAUGAGUGGACCACCCUUGUCACAUUGCUGUUCAGUCCCCUGCAUCAUCUCAGCCUGCCUGAGUCCCUCUGCUUUGCUCCUUGCUCCCUCCCUCCUGAGCUCUCCAUCUCCCCUCCUCCUCCCAAGCUCAUGGUGAUGUAGUUCCUUUAGGAAAGGGGAUGCUACCAAGCACUUGGAGAAGCUCAGCAGCAUCUGAAGGGUCUCUGUGGGAGGUGGAGUUGGUGAGAGCAGAGGCAGGUCAGGGUUUUGGGCUCUUCAGCAGCUUUCCUGGAGAAUUUGGGAGAAGCAGGUAUCAAGCUGUUGUGACCUUUCUGGGCAGCAGGGUGGGGAAGCUCCAACCAAACGCCCCUUGCAUUUGUGACUGGCUUGUCGUUGCCUUCUCCGCUGUGCCGUCAGGCAGAGGGGUGAUGGGGUUUACUCCUGCAGUUGCUCAGGGUGGUGUGGUUUUGCCAAAGCAGUGAGAACGGCAGAAAGGGAUGCAGUGACUGUCUUCUACCUCUCCACUUUGGACCAACUUUGUGCUUUUCAAACCUUUGUCCUGGAGACCAGCAUAACCACUUCAUUGAAUUCUCUUUCUUUUGUACUUUUUUAACCUAAGAUGUGACUUCUUUUUUUUUUUCUUUUUUUUUUUUUCCCCCCUGCCAUGGGGCAAAUUCUCCCAGAUCCAUCAGGGGAAACCUGAUGGGAGGUAUGUGGUAGGUGUGUGGUGUGAUUCAAGGUCAGACACAGCAAGCCAGCUUGGUCAGAGUAACUGGGGGCCUCCACAUCUUCCCCCCUCGCACCUGCCACCCUGAGCAUCACAUCUGCCUCUCACACCAUUAAGCGUUUAGUUUGCCGAGCAAGUGAAAUCAGGUAAUCAGUGCAGGGCUAGCCCAGCAGCAGGCUUGCACAUGUACUGGUGUGGGGUGGCCUGAUCUCCCUAGGUCUCUUGCUUUGUGCCCUGCUUUGUCUCACUGUGCUGGGGCUCCCGGGGCUGCUGACAGGGCAAGAUGGGGCUCAGGAAGUGUCCUGGCUGCAGGCUGGGAGCCAAGCGAUGCUGGAGAUGUGCCAGACAUCUCUGAAGUGGCCUUGGAGGAGCACCGAGGGUGGGGCAAGGAGCUGACUCGUGAUGAUAGGGAGCCUUACACAUCAAUGGACCCAAAAAGCAGCAGGAUGGACUCCACUCACCAGCCUUUGCUGUCCUGGCACGUGUAAGAUGAUGGGAAAUAGUGCAUGGCCCCAGGCCAGGGUCCUGCAAGAGGUGUGCCUUGGGGAGGGGGCACCCUGCCGGGCUCUGCUGGUUGGGGCCAAGAGAGACCCCUGGUGCUGCGUUACUUGUGUCUUACCUCCUCCUACGUUGUGUGUGUGCAUAUAACAUCUAUUUUCGUGGCAGUGUCUCAUUUUACGCUUUAUGAUUUCUUUGUAUUGCUGUUGGCAGACAGAUGAUGCUGAGGAGAAAAAGAUGUCCUGAAACUCACCCCCUGUAUUUGGUUACGUAUUAAAGGGCGAUUUGCUUUGUA